UGCAUGCGAGUGGUUGCGUUCAAAGUUCGUAAUAAUAUGGCACCAAAAAAGAAGCUACUUUCUAUUAAAGAGAAAAUGCAAGUUAUUAAUGUUUUCGAAAAAGAAAAGUUAUCAGUACGUGGAAUUGCAAAAAGGUUCAAUAUUGGCAAAACGCAAACUGCUGAAAUUAAUAAAAACAAAGAAAAAAUUCGUUCUAAAUGGGAGUCUGGAUCUAAUAUUCACCAAAAGCGAAGUUUCCUUAAAGAAGGCGGCUCGGAAAUAGACAGGAUGUAUUUUCAUUGGUUCGCUAAGGCUAGAAGUCAAAAAAUUCCGAUUUCUGGUCCCAUUUUGAAAGCAAAGGCAAUGGAAAUUGCAGGAAAACUGGGUGUACCUAAUUUUAAAGCUUCGGAUGGAUCGCUAAAUAAAUGGCGAUUAAGGAAUAAUGUUUCCUUCAAAUGCAUAUCUGAAGAAGCUGCAGAUGUGAAUCAGGAUGAUGUCGAACAGUUUCAGACAAAGCUGCAAACUCUGUUGAAUGGGUACAAGCCUGAAGGCAUUUACAACGCCGAUGAGAGUGGGCUAUCAAUGAGCUAUCAAAGGAAAGACUCACAAUUUUGUUCUGUGCUAAUAUGGCUGGAGAUAAGGAGCCGCUUUUGGUUAUAGGGAAAGCAGCCCGUCCUCGAUCCUUUAAACAUGUUCCAAUUGCAAAACUUCCAGUGGAUUGGAAGUCUAAUAAAAAAGCAUGGAUGACUCGAGAAGUGAUGAGCGAAUGGCUGCAGCAGUUCAAUCGAAGAAUGAAAGCCCAGAAUCGAAAAAUUAUCUUGUUUCUAGAUAACGCGGCUUCUCAUCCAAAGGAAUUAGACUCGACCAACAUAAAAAUUUGUUUCUUUGCCACCAAAUACAACGGCAGUUAGCGAACCCCUUGAUCAAGGUAUAAUCCAAAAUUUUAAAACUUUGUAUGGAAGCUUAGUUUUAAAACACUUGAUAACUAAAAUUGGCGAUACAAGUUCUGCCUCAGAGCUCUCAAAAUCGAUUAAUGUACUGGAAGCUGUGUAUUUUAUCAAAGCAUCUUGGGAUAAAGUGGAAGCCACAACAAUCCGAAACGGCUUCCGUAAAGCAGGAUUUUUGGAAACCUUAGAGCAUCCUUCAGAUUUUGAUACCGAAGAUGACAUUCCACUGGCAGUCUAUGCUAGGCUUCAGGAAGGACUAGAUUUGGCAAAUGAUUUUGAAGGUUUGUCCAAAUAGAUCAAAAUGUUUUCACUAAGGACAACAAUAUAGAAAUUCAAUUUGACCAACCAGAUGAUACUAUGGACUUAAGUGAUUCAGAAGAUGAACCUUCAGAAGAAAUAAGUGACCCCAUAACAUCAUAUGAUGAGACUUUAAAACUUGUUGCGCGCUUGAAACAAUUUGCAAAAAAUUACUAUGUAGUUUUUCAGCAGGUUAAAAAUAUCGAGAGUCACUUUGAAAAUGAAAAUUUCAAAUCAAAGGAAUCAUUGUUAAAACAAACAAGCAUCACACAAUUUUUUUUUAUCAAACUAGUCGAUAUUGAAAUGUAAAGACUUGUACAAUGUAUUUAAUUGAUAUAUUUAUGUAUGUAUGUAUAUGUAAUACAAGUAUUUAAAUAUUCCUUACUUCGAAAAAUUUCUUAAAUAAACUACAAUGAAUUUUAUAUGUAUAGUAUAUAUUUUUUGACCUCAUCCCCUAUAAGCGGACAUCUCUCAUAACCGGACAAAAACACUGCGACCGUGAGUGUCCGGUUAUGAGGAAUUUCACUGUAUAUAUAAACU
This is a messenger RNA of Zeugodacus cucurbitae (melon fly), 1763 nucleotides long. RefSeq names its product tigger transposable element-derived protein 3-like. The record is from RefSeq and is a predicted model, not a curated record. Gene Ontology annotation, cellular component: nucleus. Bases 4 to 639 code for a protein of 211 amino acids. Gene Ontology annotation, molecular function: DNA binding. The transcript has 2 exons. NCBI's taxonomy places the organism in Eukaryota, Metazoa, Arthropoda, Insecta, Diptera, Tephritidae.